AUGGCAAAAGAAAAGUCCGGCAUUGCCUUAGGCUUGAAUAAAGGUCAUAAAGUAACACCACGGGAACUGCGACCAAAGCCUUCUCGAAGAAAGGGGGUCACUGCACGUCGGACAAAAUUUAUCCGCGAUGUAAUUCGGGAAGUUGCUGGUUACGCUCCUUAUGAAAAACGUGUAAUGGAAUUGUUGAAAAACUCAAAAGAUAAGCGCGCAAGAAAAUUGGCCAAAAAGAGACUGGGGACCUUUGUUCGUGCAAAAAAGAAGGUUGAAGAACUUAGCAACAUCAUUGCUGAGUCUCGUCGGGCUCACUAG
Cetraspora pellucida is the source of this 309-nucleotide messenger RNA. The record is from the annotation of a GenBank genome assembly. NCBI's taxonomy places the organism in Eukaryota, Fungi, Glomeromycota, Glomeromycetes, Diversisporales, Gigasporaceae.